UGGAUCUAUCUUCGUUCUGGAAUCUGUCCAUCGUCACUAAAAUUUGGUCAUCUUGCAUUUCGAGGACAAGAGGAUACCCUUACAUCUUUUCUUUUACUAUUGAGCACACUGGUAUUCCUCUCCACAUGCUUAGAUCUACCAACUGUGGGUGACGGGAACUUGGGCAGGUCCCGUCACAUGUCUUGCGCCGCUCAAUAUGGCAUCUUUAAGUGGUCACCCUGCACGGCCCCCAUCCGCUGCUUCGUCGUCCACGGUGAAUCCAAUCGAGAAUGAAGGAUUCGGCAGUUUCGAUGGCGCUGAUAGUGAUUACAAGUCUCAGCACAUAGCUACAGGCGAAGAUAAUGCUAAAGGCAUCGAGGAAGGUGGUGGACUACUGGAGAAAAGAAUGGACUACCAAGCUACCCAGAGUCCCCCAAAGAGUCGUUUUGGCUGGGCUGUUUUCUGGAUAGUAGUAAACACUCUAGCGACGAUAGGCAUUGUUUUCACAAACAAGGCCAUCUUCUCGGAUCCGUCUUUGAAGCUUGCGCAGUUAACAUUUGCUGCUUUUCACUUCUUUAUGACGUGGUUACUUCUCUUCACGUUAUCGCGGCCUCGUUUCGCGUACUUUAAUCCUCGCCGUAUUGCUCUGCGAGAUAUCGUUCCCCUCUCUGUCGCCAUGUCGUUGAACGUUAUUCUUCCAAAUCUGUCGUUAGCCUUCUCUUCCAUUACUUUCUAUCAAGUUGCGCGCAUUCUGCUUACUCCGACUGUUGCAACUAUGGAUCUUAUUUUAUAUAGGUCCAUGUUGCCUCGAAAUGCCAUUCUAGCUCUUAUCCCUGCUUGCUUAGGUGUUGGUAUGGUUUCUUACUAUGACUCGCUCCCGACAAAUGACGCCAAUGUAAAGAGCACGUCAAGUUUAGGCGUGAUGUUCGCCUUUAGUGGUAUAUUUGCUUCGUCGCUAUAUACGGUAUGGAUCAAAAGCUACCAGCGGAAGCUAAAAGUGUCGAGUAUGCAACUACUCUUCAACCAGGCGCCCGUUUCAGCAUUCCUCCUACUUUAUGCUAUUCCUUUCGUGGAUACGUUCCCUACCUGGACGGAAGUCCCGAUGGCUCGGUGGUUCAUGAUAUUGACGUCUGGCGUAUUUGCCGCUUUGAUUAACCUGUCACAAUUUUUCAUUAUCGGACAAACAGGUCCAGUUUCGAGUACUGUUGUCGGACAUCUAAAAACAUGCCUCAUAGUGGCACUAGGCUGGGCUACAUCUGGCAGGUCUGUUGGUGACAAAUCAGUCAUAGGCGUCUUUAUUGCGAUAGGAGGGAUUGUCACGUAUUCAGUUGUGAUGCUACGGCAGGCAACUCGCGGUUAAAGGCAGCGCAAUACCAAAGGGGGUUAUCGUUCCGUGCGGCAGCUAGGAAAAUAAAGCUGCAAUUCCAAUGGGCUACCAGAAGCUCAUAUAUUAUUAGAUCAUAUGGUUCUAGGCGUUAUGAUGGUAUAAGGAAGGCCUUUACGAUCGGCGUGGUAGUAUUUGUUAGUAGGUUCCGAUGCUGCUUAAAGGCGUUCGUAAGGUUCCCGAGGGAAUUGCGAUAAACGGAUGUACAAUACGAUACCCAUCAUACACGGAAGUGUUGGUUAAGAUAUUAGAGCAGCAUGAAAUAGACAGCAGUUAUGCUUCUUGGA
Molecule: messenger RNA, 1650 nt
Organism: Daldinia vernicosa
Lineage: Eukaryota; Fungi; Ascomycota; Sordariomycetes; Xylariales; Hypoxylaceae
Product: TPT-domain-containing protein
Exons: 4
Coding region: 197-1339 (380 amino acids)
Cellular component (GO): membrane; Golgi apparatus
Molecular function (GO): antiporter activity
Source: RefSeq, a predicted model, not a curated record